This is a messenger RNA of Acanthosepion pharaonis, 492 nucleotides long. The record is from the annotation of a GenBank genome assembly. NCBI's taxonomy places the organism in Eukaryota, Metazoa, Mollusca, Cephalopoda, Sepiida, Sepiidae.
AUGACCCCCCGAUAUCCAUUACUCCACCGUGCCCCCCGCUAUCCAUUACUCCAUUGUGCCCCCCCCUAUCCAUUAUUCCACCGUGACCCCCGCUAUCGAUUACUCCACCGUGCCCCCCCUGCUGUCCAUUACUCCACCGUGCCCUCCCCCGCUAUCCAUUACUCCACCGUUCCCCACUAUCAUUACUCCAUCAUGACCCCCUGCUAUUCAUUACUCCACCGUGCCCUCCCCCACUAUCAUUACUCCACCGUGGCCCCCUGCAAUCCAUUACUCCACUGUACCCCCGCUAUCCAAUAUUUCACCGUGACCCCCGCUAUCCAUUACUCCACCGUGCUUCCGGCUAUCUGGUGCCCCCGCUAUCAUUACUCCAUCAUGAACCCCGCUAUCCAUUACCCCACCGUGCCACCCGCUAUCCAUUAUUCCACCGUGCCCCACCGCAAUCCAUUAUUCCAUCUGGCCCCCCGCUAUCCAUUACUCCACCGUGCCCCCUAA